Messenger RNA from Carassius gibelio (silver crucian carp), 5960 nucleotides. RefSeq lists its product as uncharacterized. Gene Ontology annotation, molecular function: protein binding. NCBI's taxonomy places the organism in Eukaryota, Metazoa, Chordata, Actinopteri, Cypriniformes, Cyprinidae. The transcript is spliced from 19 exons. Bases 539 to 4723 code for a protein of 1394 amino acids. The record is from RefSeq and is a predicted model, not a curated record.
GUGUGUGUGUGUGUGUGUCUUACCUCUCUCCAGCGAUUCUCAGAAGGUGUGUAUGUGUGUACUAACAUUUAUGUCGGUGUGGGUUCCCAUCGGUGGGAGCACAUCCACCUAAGGAGUUCCAAAAUCGGAGUGGGGCCCAAAAUGGUGGGCCCCAAUCCGAUUUCAAUUAAAAUAAGCUCAGCAGCUUCCCCUGAUGCUACCAUUGCUUUUUUUUUCAUCUCUAAAAAGUGGCCCGUAAGGUAGCAAAAAGUGGGUAAGUGUGUGAAGGUGUGUAUGGUCGAGCCUUUUUUAACCGGAAGUCAGGAUAUACACUUCCCGCGAAUUCAAAUACACACCGCGGGAAUCUGAAACCUUUGGCCAAUGAAAUUACUGCACUGUAUAAUUAGGCGCGAAAGUAAGGAAAACUGCGGAAAUUGCACAAGAAGAAGUAGAAGAAGAAGAAGACUUCAAGGAUUGAAGAUUGAAGACAGAAGAAGACGGAGUGGUUGAAAAUCUGAAUAUUUUUACAAAUACCGACCUCUGAUGCAACAGGGCCAUUAUGUCCACAAGGAGGAUGAGGAAAAAGCCUAUAGAUGAUGCAAAGACAUACAUUCUGUCUUGCACUGACAAGGAUGGGUUUAUGCCGAGAUUCAUUGACCAUUACAAAGGAAGAGGAGUGUUUGCCACACACCCCAUUGAACCCGGGGACUUCGUGUUGGAGUACAGGGGUAAACUCCUCACACAGGUGGAAUGCAAGUCAAGAAAAUACUCAGAGAUUGAAAGCACAUUUCUCUUUGACUUUCAGUGGCAGAAUCAUCACUUAUGCCUGGAUGCAUCUGAAGAAGAUGGAUCUCUCGGAAGAUUGGUCAAUGACAACCACAAAAAUCCAAAUUGCGUUAUGAAAAAAAUCAUAGUUGACGACAAACCACAUUUGUGCCUUUUUUCUCUGAAGAAAAUAGAAAUAGGAGAUGAAAUUGAUUACAACUAUGGCGAUUCAAAAUGGCCUUGGCGCAGUAAGUUGAAAAAAAACCAAGCUCCAGCCGCAGCAUUAGAGAAUGAGACUAGCCCUGUUCCUCAGAUGCUAAAUGAUGGACCAAACCCAGAUCAGACCUGCACACAGGUGAAAGGCCUUCAGACUCCAGCCGCAGCAUUAGAGAAUGAGACCAGCCCUGUUCCUCAGAUGCUAAAUGAUGGACCAAACCCAGAUCAGACCUGCACACAGGUGAAAGGCCUUCAGACUCCAGCCGCAGCAUUAGAGAAUGAGACUAGCCCUGUUCCUCAGAUGCUAAAUGAUGGACCAAACCCAGAUCAGACCUGCACACAGGUGAAAGGCCUUCAGACUCCAGCCGCAGCAUUAGAGAAUGAGACCAGCCCUGUUCCUCAGAUGCUAAAUGAUGGACCAAACCCAGAUCAGACCUGCACACAGGUGAAAGGCCUUCAGACUCCAGCCGCAGCAUUAGAGAAUGAGACCAGCCCUGUUCCUCAGAUGCUAAAUGAUGGACCAAACCCAGAUCAGACCUGCACACAGGUGAAAGGCCUUCAGACUCCAGCCGCAGCAUUAGAGAAUGAGACCAGCCCUGUUCCUCAGAUGCUAAAUGAUGGACCAAACCCAGAUCAGACCUGCACACAGGUAUUUACUGUCCAAGGAUUUUCACUGGUUGAUUAUCCAUAUAGUGAUGAAACUGAUGAGGAUGGUAUGGAAAACGAACCUCCCACCCCACACCUGGAUGUCAUUUUAGGGCAGAAUGAUAUUGGCCCAGAUGUUUCAAAUCAUUUGUACGAUUCAGAUGAAACUGUUGUGAAAGAAACUUGUGAUGAGGCUUCUCCAAGCAACCAUUCCAACAAUCAAUCGGAUGAUGAACUUGUUCCACCACUGAGACGCACAAAAAGCAUUAUGAUGGAUAGAGUACAAGAUUUUACCCACAGUCUCUAUGAUAGUGACAGCCCAGAGGAGACUACCUUUUUUAAGCCUGAAAGGGAUUCACAGAAGCUGAGAAGAAGGUCUUGCCGUCCCAUUCAGAUGAAUCUCAUGGAAUCGGAUGACUCAAACUUAGGUAGCGAAGAGGAGUAUAUUCCAAAUCCCAUAGAUGAAAGCACAGAAAGUGAUAGCAGUAUGGAAUUAACCCUGGGAAAGGAAAAAAAGAACAAAGGUGCAUCAUCCAGUCAGAGCAAGUUUAAGCCCAGAGAGAGAAGUAGAUCUUCCAGAGAGAGUGGAAGCGAGUCCUCCAGACAGAGCAAGUCUAAGCCCAGAGAGAGAAGUAGAUCUUCCAGAGAGAGUAGAAGCGAGUCCUCCAGACAGAGCAAGUCUAAGCCCAGGGAAAGUGGAAGUAGAUCCUCCAGAGAGAGUGGAAACGAGUCCUCCAGACAGAGCAAGUCUAAGCCCAGGGAAAGUGGAAGUAGAUCCUCUAGUCAUAGCCAAUUUGACUUUAGCCAGAGAAGACUUUUGGAAAGAUGUCAUGAUCCCACACAAAGAUUUCCAAAUAGCAGAGUUGAUGGGAAUGAAAAGGAAAUCACAACAUAUUCUGAAAACAACGUUUCAGUGCCCCUGGAAGAAGAGCAGUAUAUCAUUGUCAGUCCAACUUUAAAGAAAGAUGAUGGAUCCAGAAGCUAUAACAAGAAACAUUUCUGCUUUUAUUGCAGGAAGUUUGUCCAGAAAAUGUCAAGACACUUGUGGCGUAAACACCAAGAUGAAUUGGAUGUUGCGAAAGCAUUCAGUUUUCCAAAAAACUCAAAGGAAAGAAAACUACAAUUGGACUACAUACGAAAUAAGGGAAAUUUCGAGCACAACAGUCAUGUUUUGGAAACACAAAAAGGAAAACUAAUCCCAUGUAAACAACCAGGAAAAAAAUCAGAGGGACAUAAAUUUGCACAUUGCAUUCACUGCUAUGGGCUGUUCUCAAGAAGAGCGAUGUGGCGGCAUUUCAAGGUCUGCAGCUUCAAACCCGAAAGUACUAAACCAGGUAAAAAUAGAGUUCAGGCAUUGUGUGCUUUCGCUGAACCUUCUCCAUCGGAAUAUACAGAUGCGUAUUGGAAGUUCUUGAGUGUAAUGAUUCAGGACAAGAUUGCAGUUGCAAUUAAAGGAGACAACUGCAUCCUCAAUUAUGGUUUCAGGUUGUUCAAAAAGAAUGAGAAGAUAGUCAGUCAACACCAGUAUAUACGCCAAAAACUGAGAGAACUUGGCAGGCUUUUAUUGGAAGCUAAAAAAAUCACACAUGUGAAGACCAUUCAAGAACUCAUCAAACCUGAACAGUACUCCCAGGUUGUCAGAGCUGCAAAGAACCUAUCUGGAUUCAGUGAGGAAACUGGCAUAUACCAAUGUCCCUCUCUUGCACGCAAGGUAGGGCACAGCCUGCAUUCGUUGGCUAUGUUUAUCAAGUCCGAAGGACUGAAAAAGAAAGAUAAAGAAACCAUUAAAGAUGCUGAGGAGUUUGCACAGUUGUAUUUAGAGAGUUGGAGGUUUGAUAUUGCAGGCCAGGCAUUAACCCAGCUUAACCGGGCCAAAUGGAAUGCACCGCAACUUUUACCUCUUACACAAGAUAUCCAAAGGCUACAUUGCUAUCUAGAAGAAAAACUGCAGCAACAUCUCAAAGAUUUAAAAGAACAUCGUUCAUCCACAAAUUGGAAGGAACUUGCAAAAGUAACGCUGACUCAAGUUAUGCUUUUUAAUCGGCGGAGAGCAGGUGAAGUGUCCCGAAUGCGCCUGUCUGCAUACUUAUCGAAGGACACAUCAGAGGAACAGGGAGAUGUAAAUUUGGCCCUCACAGCGCUUGAGCAGAAGCUCUGCAGGCAUUUUGUGCGAAUAGCAAUUGUUGGAAAAAGAGGAAGGAAGGUUCCUGUUCUUCUAACCCCAUCAAUGAGAGAAUCACUUGAUGCUCUUACUGAGAGCAGAGAAGAAUGUGGGGUGCUGAAGGACAAUGAAUAUCUGUUUGCAUUGCCACAAUCUGACCAUUACCUCAGGGCUUGUGACUGCUUGAGGCAAUUUGUCAGUGAAUGUGCAGACAUAAAAAAUCCUCAAGCGCUAACAUCAAUUCAACUGAGGAAACAUAUUGCUACCCUGUCUACUGUUCUGAACCUUAAAACCACCGAGCUCGACCAGUUGGCAGACUUCCUUGGUCAUAAUAUCGCUGUUCACAGGAAACACUACAGGCUCCCAGAAAGCACCCUACAAUUAGCCAAAGUAAGUAAAGUCCUUCUGGCAAUGGAACAAGGACGCCUAGGAGAUUACAAAGGAAAGAGCCUCGAUGAAAUACAAGUCGAUGUAAAUGAGACCAUUGACAUGGAGGGACCUUUAGCAGAGGACAUUGAAGAUGUCAGUAUGCUAGGAGAAGAUGGGUCAGAUGAUGAGGUCAGCAUGUCAUCCACGCAAGAAUGUACCUCCACAUCACAAAGUCAAAACCAGGGAGUGUCUGCCACCGAUGUCAGUAUGCCAAGAGAAGAGGGGUCAGAAGAUGAGGUCAGCAUGUCAUCCCUGCAAGAAUGUUCCUCCACAUCACAAGUCCAAAACAGAAGUGUGUCUGCAAAAAAGAGAGGAAAACAAACGGCCGUCAAAAGAAGCUGGACCCCAGACGAGUGUGCUGCAGUGGACACACAUUUGAGGAGAUUUAUUGUAAUGAAUCAAGUUCCUGGUAAAGAAGAGUGUCAGCGCUGUAUUACUGCAGAACCUCAAGCUCUCAGAAACAGGGACUGGAAAGCAGUUAAAUAUUAUGUUAAAAAUCGCAUUACAGCCCUGAGAAGAAAAGUCUAGUGUACCUAAUGGAACUGAGGUAAAACCAAAACAUUAGAGGUAGGAUCUUAAAAUGUUUUGUAUUUGGUUGUGUUCUGUUGUAACCUUGUUGUUGUUGUUGUAGGGGUUUGCUCAGGUUUUAUGGCUGUCCAGUGGCCUACAAAUAUACAGUUAUACAAUAUACAGUUCUUAUUUAAUUUAAUUUUUUAUUUGAUGGAUGUAGGAUGGAUGUUGGAUGGAAGUUCGAGAGCUGGGUGGAUGUAGGAUAGAUGAUGGAUGGAUGUUGGAUGAAUGUAGGGUAGAUGUUGGAUGGAUGGAUGUUGGAUGGAUGUAGGGUAGAUGUUGGAUGGAUGGAUGUUGGAUGGAUGUAGGGUAGAUGAUGGAUGGAUGGAUGUUGGAUGGAUGUAGGGUAGAUGUUGGAUGGAUGGAUGUUGGAUGGAUGUAGGAUGGAUGUAGGGUAGAUGAUGGCUGGAUGGAUGUUGGAUGGAUGUAGGGUAGAUGAUGGCUGGAUGGAUGUUGGAUGGAUGUAGGGUAGAUGAUGGAUGGAUGGAUGUUGGAUGGAUGUAGGGUAGAUGAUGGCUGGAUGGAUGUUGGAUGGAUGUAGGGUAGAUGAUGGCUGGAUGGAUGUAGGAUGGAUGUAGGGUAGAUGAUGGCUGGAUGGAUGUUGGAUGGAUGUAGGGUAGAUGAUGGCUGGAUGGAUGUUGGAUGGAUGUAGGGUAGAUGAUGGAUGGAUGGAUGUUGGAUGGAUGUAGGGUAGAUGAUGGAUGGAUGGAUGUUGGAUGGAUGUAGGGUAGAUGAUGGCUUAAUGGAUGGAUGUUGAACAGAUGUUGGAUAUAUGGAUGGAUGUUGGAUGUUGGAUGGAUAUUGAUAUAUUCUUAUUUAUUUUAAUGCAUUUAUUUAUUUUAGGGCCUAAACACUGAAAGUGUGUGGGGCAUAUGUUAAAUAUUUCAAAGGAUUUUUCAUUUCUUUAAAUAUCUCUGUAUCAUUAUUUCAAAAUUUGAGGCUUCACUGGAAAGAACAACUUGUCUUAACAUGACAUUAUGGAUGCAGUCCAAUAUAACAUAUAAUUUCAAUGCCUAUAUAAGAGAAACUGUUGGGUUUACAUAAAAGUUCAGGCUGAUGUUGUUCAAACAUUGAGUGCAGAUUGUACAAACCUAGACAUUAAAUUAAUAAUUUGUUUUAAUGAUUUCAUAAAAAGUUUAUUGACUGACAACUGUGUGGCAUAAACUUUGUCAUUACAAUAAAAUUGGUUAUUUCA